This is a messenger RNA of Aspergillus saccharolyticus JOP 1030-1, 1385 nucleotides long. RefSeq lists its product as uncharacterized. The transcript is spliced from 7 exons. NCBI's taxonomy places the organism in Eukaryota, Fungi, Ascomycota, Eurotiomycetes, Eurotiales, Aspergillaceae. The coding region runs from base 214 to 1284 and encodes 356 amino acids. The record is from RefSeq and is a predicted model, not a curated record.
UGUACAAAGAAACCAUGCCCACGAAGAGAAACUCAAGCUAGAUUGUGUCGCUUGGGCGCAAAUUUCAUUCACUAUACACAAAUCUCACUUGGUACAGUUUAGAAGCAUCAACGUUCGCCUGUCCAUCCAAGAAAUCUAUAAGAGGGCCCUAAAGACAUCUUUUCUUGCUAUUUCGUUGCUCAUAAUUCUUCUACAGGAUUUUUUCAAUCCGCAAUGACUCAGCCAACAUUGUCCCAGUCAAUUAUUGCUGAGUAUAAAACGUCACGAAGUCCUUUUCUCUCGCUUGCCGAGAAGGAAUCUGUCAGAAAACAUUUUGCAGAAAUUCUGGAAUACUUAUCGUUAGAGUCGCGGCGUGAAGCUCUAGGCAUGUGGCGUAAGCUUCAAAACUAUCAAAGAUCGCAGAAUAGUGAUUAUGUCAAUCCUGGAAAUGGGACUUUCAAAGAAUUAGUUGACAUAUUCUGUGAACAUGACUCGAACAUGUUACAAGGCUGGAUUAACAAACUGAGAUUAGAUGCCCAUUCACAUCUGAUAUUGCGCUAUAUUCUUGAUUUGCGUAAACAGGAAGAACAUUUUGAUUCUUCCUGCAACCUGAUCGAUAGUGUUAUUCCAAUUCAACUCAUCCAUCCUCGUUUCAUGAAUGAGAGCUCUGUCGGAAGCAAUUUACCCACUCGCGAAGACCUUUUGACCAGAUACAAGGAAACAUUCUUGAAAAUAUCAUCGCACUCAUGUCGACGCAUUGCUGCGGCUGUUGUUUCUUAUAUUGAUCCGCUGUACUCAUCAAGGCGGCGAUGGCAUGGAGAGAGAUGCCCUGACUGGUGGCCACGGGAUAUGAAGUAUGAAAUAAUCUCCAGGAUGAGGGAUAGUAAUUUGCUAGAAUUACUCAUGUUCCUGCUUCAUGACCUUUACUUCCAAGGCAUCAGGAGUAACAACUGGGACGAGGCGACUAGGAAGCUAUCUCUUUUCAAACAUGAAUGGGACACGCUACAGGUGAUCUUAGAUAUUCGGAAGGAAGAAGAAAGUGGACAUACAAAUAUAGGUCUGAAGAGUGUUAUUUUGACUGACUAUGUCCUUCUCGCACGAUGUGACGAUAAACUCGUCUGGUUGAGCGGCUUCCCAGAAUCUAGGUUCCUAGUAAACAAAACGAUCACGCAGCAGUUUGCAAAAGAGGUUUCCAAGAAGCGGUUCAAACGCGGAAUCCCGAUGCGAAUCCAGCGCCCAUGUACACAGGAACAGUUACAGAAAUACAGGAUUGUGGCCGGGCUUCAACCAAGCUAUCGCCAAUGAGUUUCCCACUGGCAGUGCAGCGGAAAAGGGAAACAGAGGAGGGGGGUUGCGGCAGUUCAAAUUGCUAUGUUGAACAGAAAAUGGGGUGUGUAGCUGUACGC